Astyanax mexicanus (Mexican tetra) is the source of this 1756-nucleotide messenger RNA. It is a transcript of the gene acot20, whose product is annotated as acyl-CoA thioesterase 20. The transcript has 3 exons. The record is from RefSeq and is a predicted model, not a curated record. Bases 67 to 1365 code for a protein of 432 amino acids. Gene Ontology annotation, molecular function: fatty acyl-CoA hydrolase activity. NCBI's taxonomy places the organism in Eukaryota, Metazoa, Chordata, Actinopteri, Characiformes, Acestrorhamphidae. Gene Ontology annotation, biological process: acyl-CoA metabolic process; fatty acid metabolic process.
ACCCAGCUCUUUGAAACAGUGACCUGUGAGUAUCAUUAAACAGUGACUGUUCGCUCAGUCGAGAUCAUGGGCUCCGGAGACUCUGUGCGAGUUGUGAUCCUCCCGAGCAGCAGCUGCUCUUAUGAGGACAGUGUCCGGAUCACAGUGAGCGGACUGGAGCCUCGGCAGCGCGUGGAGCUCCGCUCCCUCCUGCAGGACGAUAAGGGGGUGGUGUUCAGAGCUGCGGCCCGGUACCAGGCGGACAGGAGCGGGGAGCUGGACCUGAGCCGACACGCCUCUCUGGGGGGCUCCUACACGGGUGUCGAGCCGAUGGGUCUGUUCUGGUCGAUGGAGGCGGACGUGCCCCACAGUAAAGUGGUGAAGAGGGACGCCUCGACCCCCCUGUUCGUUCACAUAGAGGCUUCCAGCGGGGGGAAGACCCUCGCCCAGGCCACCAAUGAGAGACACUUCGCGGUGCAGGGGGUGAGGAGAGUCCCUGUCAGAGACGGCAGGAUCCGGGGGACCCUCUUCAUACCGCCCGGAGAAGGCCCAUUCCCUGCAGUUGUAGAUCUGUAUACUCUGGGAGGAAUUCUGUGUGAGCCGCGAGCAGCUCUGCUGGCCAGUAAUGGAUUUGUGACACUGGCUCUGGCUCUCUAUGGCUACCAGGAUAUGCCCAGAAAAGUUGAUAAGAUUGAAUUGGAGUACUUUGAAGAAGCCUUAACAUUCCUGCAGAAUCUGCCUGAGGUCAGUAAAGUUAAACCUCAUGUGUGUCAUCUUAAGGUGAAGAAGACUGGAGUGGGCAUUGUGUCGAUCUCAAAGAGUGGAGAACUUGCCCUGGCAAUGGCCUCAUUCCUACCCAAUGUGAAAGCUACUGCCUGGAUCAACGGCAACAUUGCCAACGUCCUGUUUCCACUCCACUACAAAGACAUCGUCCUCCCACCUCUCUCAGAAAAUGUUGAAAGAAUAACCACAACGGCUUCAGGUAUCCUGGACAUUAGAGAUGUCCUUAAUGAUCCUAUGGAUAAAGAGAACCGUUCCAGAGUCAUACCGAUUGAGCGUGCCAGCUGCAAUUUCCUGUUCAUCGCGUCCGAAGAUGACAGGAACUGGAACAGCGUCUAUUAUGCAGAACAAGCUUCCAAAAUACUUAAAGCACACAGAAAGACAAACUAUGAAGUGGUGACUUACCCAAAGGCAGGGCACUUUUUGGAAAUUCCAUACAUGCCAUUUUAUCCUUCUGGAAUCCACGCUGCAGUGGGUCAAGCAGUUGCUUUUGGAGGAGAACCCAAAGCCCAUGCUGUUGCACAGGUUGAUACAUGGAAAAGACUGCUGGAGUUCUUCAAAAAGCACCUGGAGUUUGCUGAUGGCCGUUUAAAAUCUUUGCUUUAACCGAGGAUGCAGCUGAGGGAUUAAUAUUAAGAAAAUUUACAAUUAAAAGUCCUUGGUAGAAUGUGAAACAAUAUCAUGUGAAAUUUAAAAUUGUCCUUCAACAAUUAAAAAAACUUAAAACCAGUUUAUACAUGAACAACACAUUAUUUGGGUAAUAAUCAUAGAUACAUAGCUUAAAUCAAAUAUAAAUGAGAGUAAUUCUUUCAUACUGUCCACACGCACUAUGUUACAGUUUAUUGAUAAUCUAUUGAUGGUCAAUGAUUUACAGAUAAAUUAAAAGUGUAAUUCAUCUUAUCAAUCUAGCGAAGAUUACAGCUGGCAACUACAGCCUGUAUACAACAAUAGUACCAUGUUUUCAACUCCUGCUCAAUAAAUUUCACACUAACAGUCA